AUGCAUGAGUUGACUUCCUCGCUUGACCCGUUAUACUCCUCUGGUGGGAAGGGAUCCAUGCGGUAUUUCUUUCUUCACGGGGGUUACUCUCGGUUACCUUUCCCCGAUGAUGAGGUUUCAGUCGAGGCCAAGGUUCUAGUCUUCAAUGGACAGGGCAAGAUUGUAUUCGACCACAGCACAGAUGAGCCAACCUCUCAGUACCGCUUCAUCAGCCGCGCCUUGGUAUCUGUCGAUGACCGACAAGACGCCUACGUACCCGCUAGAACCUUCGUAGAAACAUUAUUGAAGAACAUUUCCAUUCCCACACUGCUAUUCGCUGAGAUUCCACGGGACCAGGUCAUUGCGGGGGACACCGAGGAGGAUAGCCACGUCCUCGUCACUCUAGGCCGCACCGGCCUCGACCAAGCCUCCUUCCAAGACUAUGAGUACCUGAAAAGCAUGCUCCACAGCUUCGUGCCGCGCUUCGCGACGGUCGUCUCCCAGAUCAGCGACGCGUACCUGCCCGGAGAUGCGCGCAACCUCUCCGACCAGAUCGCCGGCCUGAUGAUGCCUGACCCGUCAGCAGAGGAGACCAAGGAUCUCCGCACGUUCCUCGCGCUCUACGCCAAGCGGUAUGUGCAUGAGGCCUUGGGCGCAGCGGAGAUCCUGAAGCGGUGUCUGAUGCACAUGGUCAAGAUGCCGUUUGAGCUGGAGUCGUCGAUUCGGUAUGGGCUGAUUGUCAAUUGA
Aspergillus aculeatinus CBS 121060 is the source of this 726-nucleotide messenger RNA. RefSeq lists its product as uncharacterized. The transcript is spliced from 4 exons. The record is from RefSeq and is a predicted model, not a curated record. NCBI's taxonomy places the organism in Eukaryota, Fungi, Ascomycota, Eurotiomycetes, Eurotiales, Aspergillaceae. Bases 1 to 726 code for a protein of 241 amino acids.